Messenger RNA from Arctia plantaginis, 1626 nucleotides. The record is from the annotation of a GenBank genome assembly. NCBI's taxonomy places the organism in Eukaryota, Metazoa, Arthropoda, Insecta, Lepidoptera, Erebidae.
AUGCAGAGUUUGAUGGUGUGGUACGUGAUUUUGCUAGUGAGCAGUGUAUGUGCUCAAAAUAAUGGACUAUUUGAGCUAAACAUUGUUCAUUACAAUGACUUUCAUGCCCGGUUUGAUGAAGUCAGCCCAAAUGGUGCAGCUUGCAAUCCAACCAUUGCCCCGUGUAUUGGGGGCUUCGCAAGAUUAUACACAGCUGUUAUGAACACAUUUAAGGUGGAGCCUGACUCAUUGUUACUCAACGCGGGAGACAAUUUCCAGGGCACAAUUUGGUACAACUUCUAUCGAUGGAACGCCACUCAGCACUUCAUGAAUUUACUGCCUCAUGAUGCUCAUGUUCUUGGCAAUCACGAGUUUGACAACGGCUUGGAGGGCUUGCUUCCUUACUUGGAACAUUUGAAGGCACCAAUGCUUGGAACUAAUGUGAACACUAUUCGGGAGCCAACGAUGUCGGCCUAUAUUAAGAAACACAUCAUAGUCAAACGUCGUGGUAGAAACAUUGGUAUCAUCGGCGCACUGCUGCGUAAGUUCACUGGAUCAAAAGGCCAAUUGGUAAUUGAGGAUGAGCUAGAAGCAGUCAACCGAGAGGCUGCAAUCUUAACUGAAAAAGGUGUAGACAUCAUCAUUUUGCUUACUCAUAUGGGAUUCAAUAGCGACUUGGCCCUCGCGGCGCGUGUUUCCUCAACUGUGGACAUUAUAGUGGGUGGCCACACAAAUACCCUACUUUAUAAUGGUGAAACACCUAACGGUGAAACACCUCAGGGCAGAUAUCCUACAAUUGUUCAGCAAGUUAGUGGACAUCGGAUUGCAGUAGUACAGGCGUCGUGUUUCACACGUUUUCUGGGUAACAUCAAGUUCUUCAUCAAUGAUAAGGGUAUAGUCGAAAGAUGGGCAGGUUUUCCUAUAUACCUAAAUUCUUCUAUUGUACAAGAUCCUAAUAUCCUGAGAGAAUUGGCACUGUGGCGCCAGCAGGUAGAGGCGGUGGCCAAGGAAGUGCUGGGCGUGUCAAGUGUCACGCUAAGUAGAUCUUCUUGCUGGGGAGGUGAAUGUAGUCUAGGAAGCUGGGUCUGCGAUGGCUUCUUGGACGAGCUUCUGUGGAUGCGCCAAAACACAAGUCACAGCAAUGAUGUGUACGUUUGCCUGCUCAGCGUUGGCGGCCUCAAAAUGCAAAUAGACCCGGGCAACGUAACUACCGAGAGUCUCCUGAUGGUCUUACCAUACGAAAACCUUCUUCAAGUCUACGAUAUUAAGGGCCAAUAUCUUCAGGAAGCGCUGGAGCUUGCUGUUGGCGUUCCUUGGACUCACACCUUCGCCAGCAAACAUAUAUUGCAGAUCGGGGGUCUCCGCAUCGUCGUAAACGCAUCUAAGCCGGUCGGGUCCCGCGUUACAGCCACGGCUCGAUGUACGGAUUGUGGUGGAUCUGGAUACCUACCCCUUGAUCCUAACAAGACGUAUAAAGUUGUGUCUUGGAAUUACAUUGGUGACGGACGCGGAGGGUUUACGAUGUUGGCUAAGCACAGAGAAAAUGUAGAAAACUUGGGAGUAGACUAUGUAUUGCUACAAAGGUACCUGAGAAGACAGCAAAAAGUGGCUAAGGAUCUCGAUGGCCGGAUACAAAUAGUCUAUUAA